UAACUUGACACAGAGUAACGAGAUGGGCCAUACCCCUCUGCACCUUGCCGCCGGCUUGGGCUGUGACGAUAUGAUGCCCCUGAUUCUUCAACAAGGGGCUGUCGUGGAUGCGCUGGAUAACCAGCGUCGGACUCCCUUGCACCUCGCAGCAACCGUAGGUUCUUGUCCUGCGGUGGAAGUGCUAUUGGCUGCCGGAGCGGACCUGAGCCUCCGCUCCGGUGAUAACAACGAAUCAGCGUUGGAAACGGCUGCCAUUAAUGGGGACGUGGAUGUAGUGCGAGCAAUGGUGCGGCACGGGGUGGACGUUAAUGCUCGCGACUCUCAAGGCCUCACUGCGCUACACGCGGUCGCUGAGAGCAAUCAGGCAGGCGCGAUCGAUGCGCUUGUCGAAGCAGGAGCGCACGUCAACGCUCGGGGGAGGGGGUGGAAAGGAGGCUGCAUUGGCCCUGCUGAGGAAUGGUGCGGACGUUCACGAGCUGGCCAGUUAUCACCGCACUGCCCUCCAUAUUGCGGCCAAAAGAGGACACACUACCGUUGUCAAUGCCCUUCUGGACGCUGGCGCGAGGCUUCAUCUCCGCACAAAUAAGUACGACAGCGGAGAUACGCCGCUAGACUUGGCCGCUAAGAAGGGACAGUCGCCAUCGUUCAACGGCUAAUCCGGCACGGUGCCAGGUUGAAUGCCAGAGACGCAGAUGGGUUGACUACCUUGCACAAGACUGCCUCCGAAAACGAGCCUGAUGUGAUCGAUACGCUAGUAGCAGCAGGGGCUGAAGUGGAUGCCGUUUAUCCGGAGAGCGGCUUUACGCCCCUCCACGUAGCGUCCAUCGACGAGUGCUCCGAGGCCGCCCGCUCUCUUUGGAAG
This is a messenger RNA of Ectocarpus sp. CCAP 1310/34, 862 nucleotides long. The record is from the annotation of a GenBank genome assembly. Lineage: Eukaryota; Phaeophyceae; Ectocarpales; Ectocarpaceae.